This is a messenger RNA of Pleuronectes platessa (European plaice), 2055 nucleotides long. RefSeq names its product transmembrane protein 268 (gene tmem268). The transcript has 9 exons. The record is from RefSeq and is a predicted model, not a curated record. Bases 305 to 1372 code for a protein of 355 amino acids. NCBI's taxonomy places the organism in Eukaryota, Metazoa, Chordata, Actinopteri, Pleuronectiformes, Pleuronectidae.
CCACAUUCCUGCAGUCAUGAGGCCGAGCUGAUCUGAGUCACACGCUUUAGAGAGAGAGAGAGAGAGAGAGAGAGAGAGAGAGAGAAGCAGAAGCAGGGGGUAGAUAUUAACAGUAUCAUACGCCACAGUUUGUGAAGGCUGCAACACAGCAUACGUCGAUGCUUUCAAGACAGAAACUAUUUAUGUGGAAAUGUUCCCUGGAGACACGUGCUGCACAGGGACCAGGGAGGGAACGCAGGCAUCACAGCUUGGUUGACAGGAUGGUUUUUCAUCUGAAAAGCAGGGUUUGGUGACCUCUGAAGCGAUGGAGGACAAAACUCAAGGUUGUCCGGUGACGGAGGAGAGUGAGGUGGACGUGCAGAUCAGACAAACCAAACCUGAACCACAAGCAAACAACAACAGACCCAGCUGGUCAAACGGCCAGUGUGUUCUGUCGGUGUCGAGCUGCUCAUCGUUAAACCCCAGGUUUGAUCUGUCUCAGUGUCGCGCCAAACUGGAGAACACUGGCUUCCAGAUUCCAGUCGCCGACAUGGAAGAUCCACUGAGAACAGCUCUGGAGGUUCCCUCAGUGAGGAGAUACAUGGUUUUUAACUCUGCUUGCUUUCAUUUCAUGAUGGCACCGGUGCUCUAUGUUGUGGUGUGGUGCGCCGUGUUCUCCACCCUCCACCUCUACAUCACAGUCAGCGACUACUGGGUUCUCUGUCUCUGUGUCAGCUUGGUCUCCAUCUUCCUCACCACUGCCAUCAUCUUCAUCCUGCACCAGAGUAACAAGCAGAUCAACAUGAAUUUAGACGUGCGGUUAAUCCAGGUGAAUGAGAGGAUGGUGAAGCACAAGCUGCUGGUGGCCGUGGCCGACUGGGUCCAGAGCUGCAACGGAAACAUGCAGUUGUACUUUGUGUACUGGGACAUGACGCGCUGCCUGAGGGCCCUGACUGAAGCUUUAGAGGAGCGCAGCUUUGUGGCGAAUAACAUCCAGAAAAAGCUGAAGCGGAAAAUGGCCCAUCUCGUCCUCGUGACUGAGGUCCCGGCUGUUGACCUGGAGGUCGGCGGCUCAGACGUGGAGCAGCAGGCCUCGGAGGAACAGAGGCCUCUGCUCACGCACGACGACCAGGACGCGGGCUGCAGUACCUCAUCCAGCCAGCGGGACGACACCAACGUCACCGUCAACUACAGCCUCCUCCCCGACCCAUCGUUACCGGCUCAGGCUAAAGCCAACCAGCUUCUGAUGACGUACAGCGCAGCCUAUGUGAAGCUGCUGGUGUCUGAGAGGUUGUCGGGACCGUCCCACCACCGCCUGCGCUCCCGGAGGAACCACUGCACCCUCGCCCCCCUCUGCCUCUGCCAGUUCAUCAAGAAGAAGAUCCUCCAGUAGCAGAGCGGACCUCAAACCAAACACACAAAAGACUCUUGAUCUGAUAAACUGAGAUUUCUUUCCGGAGCAAACGUGGCUGAAAGACACUCUGCACUCGUGAUGUCUCUCUUCUAAAGUCUGGCUUCUCUGGCCUGUGGGCUUCUGUGCCUGCGUCGCUGUCUUCACGCCAGCUCUGUGUUGGCACCACCUGGAUAUUUGUCCAUUUGCCACCUGCCAAAUGGCGUCACACUGAGAACACAUGCAGGUCAAUCCAGCUGCUGUUAAGCAAUAUUUGUACUCUUGUAUACACAACAAUCGAGGCACUGGGUUCAUCUGUUUAAAUCACUUCCAUGAACAAUUAAUAGAUUUGUGUGAUUUGCAGUAGAGUCUACAGUAUCGGGGCAAUGGUAGAAUAAACUUUGAACCAUAACUGUGUAUAAAGAUGGAGGACAUGACUGCUCCAAAGAUUCUGGAUCCGUCUGGAGGGUUGAGACGCGUCAUCCAUCUUUACUUACAGGCUAUGUUCGUUUGUACUUUAUACUUCUAUCAUUCCCUCUGAAAUGCUGUAAAGUAGAUGUACCUACAAAUUGUACUUAAAUGCAGUAGUUGGGUGGAUGUACUUAAUUUCACUUAACCACCACGGUUUGAAUGUAAUUUCAGUGUUGCUAUCGGUACGAUCAAUCUAGUAAAAAAACUUUCGAGCA